AUGUCUUCGAAAGCACAAUUCUUGCGAGAGUACAAACUCGUCGUCGUCGGUGGUGGUGGUGUCGGAAAGUCGGCCUUGACGAUCCAAUUCAUUCAGAGUCAUUUCGUUGACGAAUACGAUCCGACUAUCGAAGACUCGUACCGAAAACAAUGUGUCAUUGACGAGGAAGUAGCGCUGCUCGAUGUUUUGGAUACGGCUGGUCAGGAGGAGUACAGCGCAAUGAGGGAACAAUACAUGCGAACAGGUGAAGGUUUCUUGCUAGUCUACAGCAUCACAUCUCGCAACUCGUUUGACGAGAUCUCGACAUUCCACCAACAGAUCUUGCGAGUCAAGGACAAGGACUCUUUCCCCGUCAUCGUCGUCGCCAACAAGUGCGAUUUGGAAUACGAGAGACAAGUAGGAAGCCAUGAAGGUCGCGAAUUGGCCAAGCACUUUGGCUGUCGAUUCAUCGAGACAUCAGCCAAGCAACGUAUCAAUGUCGACGAGGCUUUUAGCAACUUGGUUCGCGAGAUCAGGAGGUAUAACAAGGAGCAGACUAUGGGUCGUCCCGGUGCUGCAGGUGCUACUGGCGCGCAAGGUGGUAUGGAACGAUUCCAGACAGAAGAGGGUUCGCACAAGGGUGGAUGCUGUGAGGGUUGCGUUGUUCUCUGA
Molecule: messenger RNA, 651 nt
Organism: Ustilago hordei
Lineage: Eukaryota; Fungi; Basidiomycota; Ustilaginomycetes; Ustilaginales; Ustilaginaceae
Product: putative small G-protein Ras1
Exons: 2
Coding region: 1-651 (216 amino acids)
Biological process (GO): signal transduction
Cellular component (GO): plasma membrane
Molecular function (GO): GTPase activity; GDP binding; GTP binding
Source: RefSeq, a predicted model, not a curated record